Messenger RNA from Dacryopinax primogenitus, 1752 nucleotides. RefSeq lists its product as uncharacterized. NCBI's taxonomy places the organism in Eukaryota, Fungi, Basidiomycota, Dacrymycetes, Dacrymycetales, Dacrymycetaceae. The record is from RefSeq and is a predicted model, not a curated record. The transcript has a single exon. The coding region runs from base 1 to 1752 and encodes 583 amino acids.
AUGUUGUCCUCCACUCGCAGAGCGUUGCUCCACCUCCUCGUCCUCCCGCUGCUCGCGCAAGCGCAGGCCUCCUGGAACUUCACGGUCUCUUCCUAUCCCACACAGUGCGGUUCUCUAACUCUCAACUGGUCUGGAGGUGUCGCUCCGCACACGUUUACAUUCCUCGCUCUCGCCGGCACAGGGGUGAACUACACCGACUGGGGUGUAGGGCAAAGAGUGGACAUCACCCCAGAUGCGAACGACACGGUCCAACUGGAUUUCGUCCUUCCCUUCCCCUCCGGUGCCCCUCUUGUCGUCGUAGCAAGUGACGGAGAAGGGUGGGCUUCGGGCGGCACAAGCGCGCUCUAUACCGUGCAGUCUUCUCCAACAGGGGAUGGUAGCUGCCUCACCAAUACGACGAACACCGACUACCUCACGCUCGUGCCUACCUGGACCGACCCUCCCGUAGAGUGCACAACGAUGGAAAGCGUGUUCUACGACGUUGCCCUCCCCGUCCAGAUCCAGGUCGUCAUCCCCGGUGGUGACAGCUUCAUCGUCGAGUCUCCCCUCAGCAACGCCACCUCCAACAAUACCGACCCAGAGUUCACCCCACCAACGAUGUACACCCUAUUAUGGCCCAUGCCUGUACCGGAUCAGACUGAGCUCGCAUACGUCGUCUCCGACGCCAAUGGCCAGUUGUUCGUCUCCGGCUUGACGACCGUGCAGGCGGGGAACACCUCCUGUCUGCAGAGCGGGGAGUAUGCAGUCACGGCCUCCCCAUAUGCUGGACCUGUCGCUACGUCCUUAUCAAAUGCGGGCACGGCGAACACCAAAGCCAUUAUUGGAGGCGUCGUUGGCGGAGUGUGCGGGGCGAUGGUGUUCGCCAUCCUCGGCCUGUGCCUCGUGCACCGGCGCAAUAGGCGCAAGCGCCAAGCACAGCUGAAGAGGAACAUCUCCUUGCUCUCGUAUCCAGACAUCAAGAGGCUGAGGGUGGACGAAGAUGAUAAGGAAGUGCUGGUCCAAAAGGGUGGGGGGGAGAGGCAUGGUGCAGACUGGGAGAGGAAGGAGAAGAAGUUGCUCCCGGAACUCCCCCAAGCGCAUCGCAAGCCCGUUACUGCAAACUGGACGAGAGAGGAUGUUAGGCCGACGGAACAACAGAGCAGGCAAGAGCACCGAUCGAUAGAACAGCACAACAGACCGGUGGAGCGCCGUCCAAUGGAACAUCAGCGUAGACCGUCGGAACAGCAGUAUAGGCCGGCAGAACAACAAUACAAGCCGACAGAACUGCAGCAGCACAAACCGACUGAAGUACAACAGUACAGACUUGCAGAGCAACAACAACACAGGCCCACAGAGCAACAACAAUACAGGCCGGAAGCGCAAUACCAGCCCAGGACCGCAGAGCAACAACAACCCAGGACCGCAGGGCAGCAACAACAGUCCAGGCCAUCAGAGCAGCAGCGCCGAGCGGUGGAGCAACAAUACAGGCCGGCAGAGCAACCUCGCAGGUCGACAGAACAACAACGUCAGUCAACAGAGCAGCACAACAGGCCCGCAGAGCAUCACAGACCAGCCGCAGAAUGGGAAAGGAGAGAAUCAGCCCGUCCCACGGAACAACACGCCAGGCGUAGCUCCGAAAGGGAAAGGCCACCAGUCAGGUCGGGAGAACAGUACAGGAAAGCUCCUGAAUGGGAGAGGCGGGAUGGGGUCAGAAGACCUGAGCAGGCGGUGAGAAGCGACUAUGACCAUCAGGCUGGAAGGGGGAGGUCGUGA